Molecule: messenger RNA, 2219 nt
Organism: Mytilus californianus (California mussel)
Lineage: Eukaryota; Metazoa; Mollusca; Bivalvia; Mytilida; Mytilidae
Product: dynein heavy chain-like
Exons: 3
Coding region: 215-1375 (386 amino acids)
Source: RefSeq, a predicted model, not a curated record
ACACACAGUCACCCUCCUACAUGUACACAAACACACAGUCACCCUCCUACAUGUACACAAACACACAGUCACCCUCCUCCAUGUAAUCAAACACAUAGUCACCCUCCUACAUGUACACAAACACACAGUCACCCUCCUCCAUGUAAUCAAACACAAAGUCACCCUCUUACAUGUACACAAACACACAGUCACCCUCCAACAUGUAAUCAAACACAUGGUCACCCUCCUCCAUGUAAUCAAACGCAAAAUCACCCUCCUACAUGUACACAAACACACUGUCACCCUCCUACACGUACACAAACACACUGUCACCCUCCUACAUGUAAUCAAACACACAGUCACCCUCCUUCAUGUAAUCAAACACAAAAUCACCCUCCUACAUGUACACAAACACACAGUCACCCUCCUACAUGUACACAAACACACAGUCACCCUCCCCCAUGUAGUCAAACACAAAGUCACCCUCCUACAUGUACUCAAACACACAGUCACCCUCCUCCAUGUAAUCAAACACAGAGUCACCCUCCUACAUGUACUCAAACACACAGUCACCCUCCUCCAUGUAAUCAAACACACAGUCACCCUCCUACAGGUACACAAACACACAGUCAUCCUCCUACAUGUACACAAACACACAGUCACCCUCCUCCAUGUAAUCAAACACAUAGUCACCCUCCUACAUGUACACAAACACACAGUCACCCUCCUCCAUGUAAUCAAACACAUAGUCACCCUCCUACAUGUACACAAACACACAGUCACCCUCCUCCAUGUAAUCAAACACAAAGUCACCCUCUUACAUGUACACAAACACACAGUCACCCUCCAACAUGUAAUCAAACACAUGGUCACCCUCCUCCAUGUAAUCAAACGCAAAAUCACCCUCCUACAUGUACACAAACACACUGUCACCCUCCUACAUGUAAUCAAACACACAGUCACCCUCCUCCAUGUAAUCAAACACAAAGUCACCCUCUUACAUGUACACAAACACACAGUCACCCUCCUACAUGUACACAAACACACAGUCACCCUCCUCCAUGUACACAAACAUACAGUCACCCUCCUCCAUUCACCCUCCUCCAUGUACACAAACAUACAGUCACCCUCCUCCAUGUACACAAACACACAGUCACCCUCCUCCAUGUACACAAACAUACAGUCACCCUCCUACAUGUACACAAACAUACAGUCACCCUCCUCCAUGUACACAAACAUACAGUCACCCUCCUCCAUGUACUCAAACAUACAGUCACCCUCCUACAUGUACACAAACAUACAGUCACCCUCCUCCAUGUACACAAACACAACUGUUUUACUAUUUAGUCGCACUUUUCUUUUUUAUAAGUUUUAUUAUUCAUAUAAAAAACAGUAAUAAAGACAGGGAAGGAUUGGCACUCAUACCACAUCUUUAAUAUCUAUGUGCAUCUAGGUUUAGUUUUAUGCAAAAGUCCAGAGGCUAUUUUCACAAAAAUCGUACAACUUUAAUUAGUCGGAAGUUAUACUGAAAUGUGUAUGACUUGCAAGUAUUUUUACCGUAAGAUUUUUUGUGAGAUGUACAGAAAAAUGAGGAUAUCUUCCUUUUAAUACAAAUCCAUUAUAAGAAACUCUUUGAACUUGGUUAAUAUCUGUAUUUUUAUACUUUCAAUUAUAUUUUUGAAGUGGUUUCGGUAAAUAAACAGAUGAAUUAAUAAAUGUUGUGAUUAUUGUUGGAAAGUACAUACUUGAUCAGGGUCUGGAGGAAGUGAUUAAACAAUUACACAUAAAGAAAAGUGCAGUUGUUUGAUGGGUGAUGGGAUAACUGAGAUCAACAUACAAACAUCUACAGUACAAUCAUACUUACCAGAAAUCUAAUUAUUUGUGGCAGUAAUAUUUACAACAGGUCACACAGCUAAAAAAAAGGGGCAGGGAUACAGGUGGGGAGAACAGAACUUAAACAGUCCCUUCCAUUACUAUUGUCUGAUUUUGCAAAGUCGAGACAAAGCUUUUAGAUAACCUGCUUAUAUUUUAGUAGGUACUUGACUACCCUUUUUGCACUGCCAAUGAAAAAUUGUGAUAGCACAUUAUCAAAAAUAGAAGUAAGCAGGAAGUGAAAUUGACAUUUUCAGAAAAUGAUUAGGGUUGGUAAUCGGAAAUUGGGAGAUCACCACAAAGGAUAUAGUGGGACAUAAAGAUUUGGUUAGGGGAAUAUUGGCAAUUGCCAUACAAAUGGGAGGUUU